UGCCCCUCCUCUCCCCCCCCCCCCACCUCGCGCGCUGAAUUUUCCUGUGACGAGGCGGGUGGAGAAACGAUGGAGGAACAAAAAGAAAACGUGCCGCAGCGGGAGUUAUCCGCCGACGUCAAGGAAGACAAAACAGAAGAUCGCGCGCCCGGCUCGCUGCCUUUCAACCAGAGUAAGCAGCGCUGUAGAUUUGAUUGUCAAGAAGAUAAUAAGAAAUCCAUGUGCAGUUCAAGUGACUUCAGUGACCCAAUUUACAAAGAGAUUUCUCUGACAAAUGGUCAUAUCAAUAGAAUGAGCAGAGAUGAGCUUAGAGCUAAACUCGCUGAAUUCAAGCUUGAUACCAGAGGAGUGAAAGAUGUAUUGAAAAAGAGGCUGAAAAACUACUAUAAGAAAGAAAAGUUAAUGCAAAAACAGCCUGCAAAUGCAGAUAAUUACUAUGAUUACAUCUGUGUUAUUGACUUUGAAGCAACUUGUGAAGAAGGAAAUCAACCUGAAUUUACACAUGAAAUCAUUGAGUUUCCUAUUGUUUUAUUAAACACUCGGACAUUAGAAAUAGAGGACACAUUUCAAAACUAUGUGAAACCAGAGAUUAAUCCUCAGCUUUCAGAUUUCUGCAUUAACUUGACGGGAAUCUCUCAGGACGUUGUAGACAACGCAGUUGAAUUUCCAAAAGUUCUGCAACAUGCUGUAGAUUGGAUGAAGCAGAAGGAACUGGGAAGUAGAUAUAGCUAUUCCAUAUUAACUGAUGGGUCUUGGGAUAUGAGUAAAUUUUUAAAUAUCCAGUGCCGUGUUAGCCGUCUGAAAUACCCUUCUUUUGCUAAGAAGUGGAUCAAUAUUCGCAAAUCCUAUGGAAACUUCUACAAGGUUCCCAGAAGCCAGACUAAACUAUCAACCAUGCUUGAAAAGCUUGGAAUGGACUAUGAUGGAAGGCCUCACAGUGGGCUUGAUGAUUCUAAGAACAUCGCGCGGAUAGCAAUUCGUAUGCUUCAGGAUGGGUGUGAACUCCGGGUGAAUGAGAAAUUACACGGUGGGUUGCUGCUGACAGUCUCUUCCUCUGUCCCAAUAGAGGGAGCUCCUGCACCACAGAUGCCCAGGUUUCGAUAAAGCUUAGAAACUCCUGCAUCCGAGGACCAAAUCCAAUACCUCCUAGGACUUCAAUAGGCUGUUUCAGUGGACAUAAAAACCCUGUUUCUUCCCAAUUUAACACCUCUCUGACAUUUACGAUUUGUCACAAUACCACAGAUGUACUUAAUAACGUUUGUUAAUUUUAGGUCCCUCUUAGUUGAUCCCACUAAGUUUGAUAAGACUUUUCUCAGUAGUUUUUAGUAGUUUGCUAUAAAAUAAAGGCAAACUGAACCACACAGUGUGAUCUGCAGUUGUAAGACUGCUCUUUACCUAACAAGUGGUUGCAAUAAGUGUUGAACAGCAUGGUGGGGUGGGUUUUUCCUUACCUUUUUUAAAAAUAAAAAGAUCUGCUUGACUGUGUAGACCAUUGACCAAGUUGGCUGUGGGUGUUGUUAAAGUCUAUCUAUCUUUAGCCCAAUUAAUAGAUAAUUCAUACAGUAAUAACAAACAUUUGUCUUUUUUUGUAUUCAAAAUGUUUUUGGUCUCAGUCUGCCAAAAUUAGACACCUUUUAGUCUCACUAAAUUCAGCUGGCGAGUUAAGCAUGUGAUUAACACUCUCCCAUUGAAAUCAGUGGAACUGAAAUGUGCUUAACAUUGACUGGGUUACAUUUCUGCUUAUUUUUCUUUUUUCUAUUAUGUAUCAAAUAGUGCGGUGUUGCAAGUCCACUCUACCUCUUGUAAAAAGAUAAGUGGAAAGGCAUAUUUUCAUAAUAAUUUCAUACAGGAUUUGGCUUGAGAUUUGAGGUGAAUAUUGCAUGAAUUCAUUCCUGUGACCAAAUACAAGCUUGUUACUUGUAUAUGUGUGUAUUAUGCCAAACAAUUGGAAAAGUCUAUAAAUUCUUGUUUCCAACUUUCAAGUCAUGUAAUUUGCAAAAGUUGUCUUUAAUAACUACUACUUCAUUUUCUAGUGGUACAUGAAUAUAAUGUAAUAUUUUAAUACAUUUAUGUAUAGCUUUUACCCAUGUUGGUGAGUAGAUACUUCUGCCUUUUGAACUGUUUUUUCACGUUUCAUUCUGCCCUUCUAACAAGCCAAGUGAGCAAUCCUAUGUCCUCUGGACAGCGUCAUAGGAUUUCGGUUUCCCGGCUCCAAGGUCAGAGCCAGAAAACCACAUUCUCCGCCUCUUUCCCCUCCCCCCCCCCUUGUAGGCGACGUGGAGAGAAUGAUGCCUGCUACCUCUCGAAGCUUGGAAAACAGAGCACAGAGAUGGGCAUCCUAGAGGCAGUGAAGGGAGGAGACUCUGGUGACAGCCAUACGAUACACCCUAUGGCCUCCCCAACCUCCUUCCUUCCCCAAAGCUUCUGCUAGACUGGCAAAACACCCAUCUAGCUUAAAUGCAGAGUGCUGCAUUGGAUACUUGUAAGCCUCUGAGUUUGGAGGCUUAGGAGUACCCAGCACGAGAUCCGAUAAGGCGCAAUCCUAAGUUUAUGUUUGUGUUAUCCUGUUUUAUUAUCAUAACAACUUGGAGGAAGUGUGAGAGAGUGAGUACCUCAAGUUACCCAGUGAGCACUAGCUGUGUAUUCACAUCUGGGCAUAUUAAAUAUAAGUUUUAGGGAUACUUACAUUCCUUUGAUUAAAAUCACAGUGUAGUUUUUAUUUCUAGGGUUUUGCAUCUUGCUGUGUUGUGGCUUAACCAUUACAGUGUCAAUUAAGUAGUUCUGCUCAAUCUUUCCAGAAACUCCCCCUAGCCCCUGUCUGCCAUCUCCAGGUAUCGAAGAGCGGCUUCCUGCAGUUGGUAUGCAAAUAUACAAGUGUACAUGACCUAUGGGAGUGGUAAAUUUAAGAAUGAAUUGCGCCAUUCUAAAGGUAUUCUUGCUACCUUUGAGUCAGCUAUGUUAGAGCAAUAUCCGUACUUGAUAUAACCUGACAGAAUGGGACAGUUUAGCCUUGUACACCAUGAUACUAUCACUGCCAGUUCAAAUCACAGGAAGUGGUCCACUGACAGCUUAGGCAGGAACUCACCAACUGUAUGUGCAUCGUUUGUUAAGUGUAAACAUUUCUCAUUUAUCUCUCCAAGAAUUCUUAUCCAAGUAUAUAUGGUCUCUUUUGGACUAGUUAAUGUUUCUCUCUCUUUUUUUUUUUUUUGUAAAGUAAAUCCUCCCACAAUUUAGUUACAAAUUCUGCUGAUAGUGCUACCUCUUCGAAGUAGAAAGCUAUUUGAAAUUUUUGGCAAUAAAGGGGAUGAAUGUUAAA
This is a messenger RNA of Elgaria multicarinata webbii, 3316 nucleotides long. RefSeq names its product exoribonuclease 1 (gene ERI1). Gene Ontology annotation, biological process: exonucleolytic trimming to generate mature 3'-end of 5.8S rRNA from tricistronic rRNA transcript (SSU-rRNA, 5.8S rRNA, LSU-rRNA). Bases 70 to 1104 code for a protein of 344 amino acids. The record is from RefSeq and is a predicted model, not a curated record. Gene Ontology annotation, molecular function: 3'-5'-RNA exonuclease activity; nucleic acid binding. The transcript is spliced from 7 exons. Gene Ontology annotation, cellular component: nucleolus; cytoplasm. NCBI's taxonomy places the organism in Eukaryota, Metazoa, Chordata, Lepidosauria, Squamata, Anguidae.